Messenger RNA from Callorhinchus milii (elephant shark), 4162 nucleotides. It is a transcript of the gene lemd3, whose product is annotated as LEM domain containing 3. Gene Ontology annotation, cellular component: nuclear inner membrane. The record is from RefSeq and is a predicted model, not a curated record. Lineage: Eukaryota; Metazoa; Chordata; Chondrichthyes; Chimaeriformes; Callorhinchidae. Bases 22 to 2553 code for a protein of 843 amino acids. Gene Ontology annotation, biological process: negative regulation of BMP signaling pathway; nuclear envelope organization. The transcript has 13 exons. Gene Ontology annotation, molecular function: chromatin DNA binding.
GUGUGUGUCUCGCGCGGUAAGAUGGCGGCGCCGCUAACGGACGCGGAGCUAUUCACGGAGCUCAGGAGCCUGGGCCUUGUCCCGGGCCCCGUCACCGAGAACACCCGGCCCGUCUACCUCAAAAAGCUCAAGAAACUGCGGGAGGAGCGAGGCGCCAGGCCCAGGAGCGGCGGCGCAGCAGCAGCAGUAGUAACAGCGGCGGCGGGGGGGGGAGGUGCGAGCCUAGGCCCGGGCCUCGGCGCUCCUCCUCCCAGCAAAUUGCUGGGCUUCAGCUCGGACGAGUCGGACGCCGAGGCCAACGGGAGGAGCGAGGCUAUCAGGAGGGCGAACAGAGCGGGGAGAGGCUCCGGCGAGUGCCCGAGGCCGCGGCUCAGCAAAGGCAGGAACACGCCGCCGCCGCCGCCGCCUCCUCACUCCAAGGCGGUGAAUAACAACAGCGGCGCUAAGAGCCGCUCGGGGCCGUGGUGGAGGACGAAGGCGAGCGGCGGGAUGCGGCGGCCGGAUGAUGAUGAUGAGGAGGAGGAGGAGGAAGGGGAGCCGGUCAGGUGCGAGCACGGCGGCGGCGGCGGCGGUAGGAUGUUUCUGCUCGGCGUGGACGGUGGCUACUCGGACUCGGAGGACGAGCGGGAGGAGCGGGGCCGGAGGCCGAGCUCCAGGAGGAGUCAGCCCAGGAAGGCGGCGUCCGUGUCGGGCCACGCGAACAACAAGAGCCCGGCGGCGGCGGCGGCGGCGGCUGGAGGAGGGGAGCAGAGGGAGAGCGGCCCUGGCAGGAGGGGGGGAGGAGGAGGCUGCGGUUUGAACCACGACCUAGUCGGCGGCCCUUACUGGCUGGAGCCGCUGGGAGACGAGCUGGAGCCAGAGGAAGAGGAGGAAGAGGAAGAAGGAGAGAUGGACGGCGCCGUGGAGCCCGCCAUGUCCCUGCGCUCCCGCAACUCGUCCAGCAGGAAGGGAGCCGCCGAGAGGCUGAGCCUCCAGCACCUCGCAGGCGCCAGGAACAACAACCACGUCGGCCUAAUGCACAACAGCAACGCCGUGGGCGGCAGAGGCGGCGGCGGCAACCCCUCGCCAUCCCUCCUGGUCAAGGCCAAUCACUCGAACCACAACACCCCCGUCUCCAACCACACGUACUGUAGUACUUACACCCGCAAGAACUUGCGAGAGCCCGAGGAGGAGCUGCUGCAGCAGUUUAAAAGGGAGGAGGUGUCGGCUACCGGCGGCUUCAGUGCACACUACCUGUCCAUGUUUCUAUUGACUGCUGCUUGUUUGUUUUUCCUCAUAUUGGGACUGACUUACAUAAGGAUGAGGGGUUCAGGAGGCACAGAUCCAGGAAUUUCUAACAUAAAACCUCACCCCUGUGAUGUAGAUGAUAAGAUUGAAGAAAGAGUAAUUUUGAUCAUUCUCCAUAGACUGCAUGAUCACCUUGCAAAAAUAGCAGGAGACUAUGAUUGUGGAGAUCAUGUCCAUUACAAAAACAGGAGUCUCUCUGUCCAAGAUGCUGCUGAGUAUGUAACUGUCCUUGAUCCCAAUCAUGAUGAGAGAUUUAACCGUUCACUCCAAUGGAUUUUACAGAGUACAGAUGACCUUGGUAUAAAGUUGAUUGGUGGUAACACAGAAAUGAAAGUAACUAAUGUGACUGAAGUAAGAUACCUGGAGUCUACUCAUCCUCAAAUGUCAUUCAUCUGCCGUUUUCGUCGAGCAUUUUUAACAGUCCUUCACAGAAUGUUUAUUUUCCUAGUAGGUGUAGGAAUUGUAUGGGGAGUUCUUCGUUACAUGAAAUAUCGAUGGAGGAAAGAAGAGACUGAGAACAGACAGAUGUAUGAUAUGGUGGAAAAAAUCAUAGAUGUUUUAAGAAGCCAUAAUGAAGCCUGCCAAGAAAACAAGGAUUUACAGCCGUAUCUACCCAUUCCCCAUGUUCGUGAUUCUCUGAUGCCACCUCAGACUAGGAAAAAAAUGAAACAGGUCUGGGAGAGAGCUGUUGAGUUUCUUGAUACAAACGAGUCACGUAUUCGGAAAGAAACCCAAAUAAUAGGAGGAGCGGAUUUCUUAGUUUGGCGGUGGACUCAACCAUCUUCAAGUUGUGAUAAAAUAACAGUUGUACCAUCCAAAGUAUGGCAAGGAAAAGCCUUCCAUCUUGACAGAAGAAAUUCUCCACCUAAUAGUUUGACACCAUGUUUAAAGAUUCGCAACAUGUUUGACCCAGUCAUGGAAAUUGGUGAUGACUGGCAUGUUGCAAUUCAGGAAGCAAUCCUAGAAAAAUGCAGUGACAACGAGGGAAUUGUUCAUAUUGCAGUGGACAAGAACUCGCGUGAGGGCUGUGUGUAUGUAAAGUGUCUCUCUCCAGAGUAUGCUGGCAAGGCUUUCAAGGCACUUCAUGGCUCUUGGUUUGAUGGAAAGCUAGUGACUGUAAAAUACCUGAGGCUAGAUCGUUACCAUUAUCGUUUUCCCCAGGCAAUCCACAGCAACACUCCUCUAAAGCCAUCAAAUAGGCAUAUGAACUCAAUGUCGCACCUGCGUCAUCUGACCAACACAGCUAACUCACAGGGAACCUCCUGAGAUCUCCUACCCUUGCCGGUGCUGUUGUACUGCAGCAGGAGAUGUCCUGCUUGAACGCUCCGUCUUCCUUUUUAUUGCUUUUAUAUGUACAAUUUUUGUAUUAUAAAGAGUGCUCUUUUGUGUCAGAAUGGCCAGGAAGCUGGAGAAAAUUUCCAAAGAAGCUAUCUGUAGCAAUGGUGUACUGGGGGUAAAAAGUCAUGCAUGGAAUUAAACCAUAUAUGAUUUUCAUAUGAAGUACCAUUAUUUCUUUGUAUAUCCAGUACAAAAACACCAUGUGCAGCUUAUGGACUGGGCUAGGAUGGAUGUGCUUGUUUGCAACUUCGAAUGCUGGCAUUACUUAUGUAUAUUAGACAUUUAAUCAUGUACACUACAGUCUAGUCAGUAUUUGACAACAAGUAUAGGCAGAAUAUCGACAAGUCUCAUUUGAUUGCUUAGAACUUUUAUAUUUUCUGGACUGAUUUUCAAUGGUUGAACGUAAAUUUAUAUAAGCAAUUGACGUUGACGGUUUGAUACCUACAGAUGGCAUUGUGAGAAGUGACAACACAGAACGAGCACACAAACAAAUGUUGGGCACAAUUUGACAGCUGUUGUAAAUGAACUUGGAACAUCAGUUAUGGCAGCUUUAUAGUAAAGUUGUCUGCAUUAAAAAUGAAAUCUGAUUUUACAGUGCGCUAAACAUGCCUGGAUUAUGUAUGCAUUACGGAUGCAUCAUAUUGCAGGGAGGAGGCAGCCAGCAGCAUUGUGAAGUUCGUUUGCAGGAGGAUAAUUACUAGUUACUCUGAAACAGCACAGAAAAAUAUUUACUAACGUAUUUUGAUUACGAAUAUGAUCUGUACUUCAGUAACCAGUAUUACAAGCAUCCGGAAUGGUGGGACUAAUUGCGUAGUUUCACAGUUCUCUAAUCCUGCUUUUAAUUUGCUGGUUAUUCACUUUUUAGGUCAUUUAAUGCAGUUAAAAAGUUAUUUUUCAGCAUGGAAUUGCACUAAUGCACAAUUUACUUAGAGUAAACAUGAUGCACACUGCCUGCAGCAGAGAGCCUUACUGUGCCUUAACUUUGUGUGCUUGAUACAGGCACUGUACUGAACAGGAAUGUAGUUUAACUCCCAGUUUUAAAAUGUUCCAAUUAAAAAGAACUAAUUCAGUUUGUUCUGUACAGCUUUUUGUUGCACUUGGGUUAAGUUGUAAUACAAAUAAAAAUUAGCAAGGAAUCUUGCUGUACAUUGUGUGCAUUGUGAGAUGAUGUUGAUAUUGUACAUGUUUUUGGGCCAACCUUUGGUGUGCCUGACCAUUGACCUGUUGUAAGAGUGAAUGUAAAAGUGGAGUGGCUUUUCAAACAAAAGGGCACCGCUUGAUGCAGAUGCAUCUUUGAAUUUUCCAGCUUCUAUGAUGUAUUUCAUUUUAUGUAAACACUGUACAUUUAUAUAUUGUAAUAUGUACUAUUAUGCAGCUUAUUUUGCUUAUAACUGUUAAUAUUGACAAUAUCCCUACCUGCAAGACAGAUGGGAAGGUGUAUAAUAUCCAGAAGUUUGAGAAGUUCAGAUGUUUAAUGUAAUUUGUCAUUUGUCUUGUAAAAACAACUCUAAUUAAAGGUUUACUAGGGGUUUUUAAA